Messenger RNA from Panonychus citri (citrus red mite), 2289 nucleotides. RefSeq names its product suppressor of fused homolog (gene Su(fu)). The record is from RefSeq and is a predicted model, not a curated record. The transcript has 6 exons. Gene Ontology annotation, molecular function: transcription factor binding. Gene Ontology annotation, cellular component: cytoplasm; nucleus. Lineage: Eukaryota; Metazoa; Arthropoda; Arachnida; Trombidiformes; Tetranychidae. Bases 165 to 1715 code for a protein of 516 amino acids.
AUAAAACCCUUCGUCUCGGUGAGCAAAGAUUCAUCAUCAUCUCGGAUUUUAUCAUAAUAUUCAAAAUAAUCAUCCCAUGGAUCGGAACCAUAGAUUGGUGAUGGAGGAUCGGGAAUAACAAUUACAGGCCGAACGACAUAACAAGUUCACUUUUUUCUUAAAAAAUGGCAACUGGACGUGAAUUCUUACCAUAUUUACCUGGUUCACUUACACCAAUCUCACCUUAUGCCAAUGCGAUUCCUCCAGGUCUUGGUGCUCUUUAUGCUGCCUGUAGGCGAUUAUAUCCCGAUCAACCUAAUCCUCUUCAGGUUACGGCGAAUGUUAAAUAUUGGUUUGGUGGACCUGACCCAUUGGAUUAUAUUAGCAUGUACUCUAAUCCAGGAGAUCCCAGUCAAAAUAUUCCACCUCACUGGCAUUACAUCAGCUUUGGAUUGUCUGAUUUAUAUGGAGAUGGAAGAGUUCACCAACCCACUGAUCAAUCAUCACCCAGUGGUUAUGGGUUUGAGCUUACAUUCCGUUUGAAAAAGGAUGAUGAACCAGGACCACCAACUUGGCCGGCGAUGGUCAUGCAAGCAUUGGCUAAAUACGUUUUCCAAUCGGAAAAUGUCCUAUGUGCUGGAGAUCAUGUAUCUUGGCAUUGUUCAUUGGACAACAGUGAAUCACGAAUUGAGCACAUGUUGAUGACUGAAGAUCCACAAUUGGGAACAAUUAAUACUCCAUUUGGAGGGGUUACGUUUAUUCAAAUUGUUGGUGUUUGUCUAGAAGAAUUGAAAGCAGCUCAACAAUGGAAUGGACCAGGAAUCAUUGAGCUUAUGAAAACUGUUGAAGUUGCCGGUGGCCCUUGGUUAGUAACCAAUAUGAGAAGAGGAGAGACAAUUUUCGAAAUUGAUACAGAAAUUCAGGAAUCGGUUGACAAAGGGAUUAUCGAUGAAGGAUCUAAUUUAAGUGGAGUUAGUGCCAAAUGUGCCUGGAGUGAUAAACCAUUUAGUAACAGUGAUGAUGAUUCAAAUGAUGAAGAUGCCAAUUCAGAUUCAGACUCAGAUUAUGGUGAAAAUCAUCCAAUACUAGAAAGAGGAAAUCUGAGCCAUAAUCACCCCAAUCAUUUAAGUAAUCACCUUAAUCACAAUACGCUUAACAAUAACACAAACCUCAACAACAACAACAGCAGCACCAAUAAUAAUUGUCAUACUAAUAAUAAUGUAAAUUCAUGUGGUUCACCGAUCGGUGGUAUGUCCUCGCCAACCUGUAAUAGUCGUAAUUCAAACAUGUCCAUCACCCAUGAUCAACAAAACCAAAGUAAUUCACGUAUGUCUUACGCGAGUGAAACAGGAGCUCCCGAACCUGGAGAAUUGCUCCAAACUAAAUUUAUCGAGAAAAUUUACCUUCGACUUAAUCUCGAAGCUGGUUUACUUUUACCUUUAGCUUUACGUGGACGACUUAAACACGGACGACAUUUCACCUUUAAAAGUAUCCUCGGUGAUCUCGCGAUAACCUUUGUCACACCUUCGGUCAGUGGAUCUCAUGUGAACGAAGAGCAACCUUACGCUAUCCAUGGACCUUGGUUGCAGAUUUUAAUUCCCGAUCGUAGUAUUGACACCAUGUUAAAAGAUCUGAAGGAACUAAAUGAUCUUGAUUUUGAAUCUCUACCUCGAACUUACGAAUGGCCUGAAUUAAAUUUGACCAUCACUCUAAUGCCAGAGGAAAAUUUUAAUUAGUGCGAAAAAUUUGAAAAAUCCUUCACUUUUUAGAGUUGAAUUAUUGGUUAACAAUUAUAACCAAUUAAUCGACAAGAUUGAUUCAAUCUCACAAUCCACACAUCAACCAAAUCCAAGAUGAUCAUUACUCUAAUGAUUUGUUAAUUAGUUUAUUAUCAGAAAUAUGGUAACAAUUUAAUUUCUAAUUAUCUUAAUGUAAAAUCAUUCUGAUAAGUUCUCAACUAAUUACUGAUAAAUUGCUCUAUUAGCAAUUUAAAUCUAUUUACUUUAAUCGAUGUUAAUUACAUUCAAAGUUAUCAACAGUUGGUUACAGUAACUAUGAUAGUUGAUUGUUGAUUGAUUAAUAUACAUACUAAUCAAUUUACUCAAAAUUGAGACACAAUUAUGUUUUGUAUCAAAUUGUGAGAUUUUAAUAGAAAAACAGUGAAAAGUUAAAUACAAAUUUGAUUUUAAGAAUCAAAGAUAAUUAAAGAAAUUUUAAUUUCUCAUAUAAUAAUAUUGCACUGGGAAGUUUUUUACAUCCAAUCUAGACUAAUGGUUAAGUAAUUAAUACUUAAUUGUUGAUAGAAGAUGA